AGGAAUACUUUUUCCAAUUGUCCAAUUAUUUAAAUAAACUUCUAAGAUGAAUAUUUUAUUUCAUUUUUUUUACUCUCUCUUCCGUUUUGGAUGUCUAACAACUUUUUAAACUUAGGGAGAAUUUUAGUUCUUACUCGUAUUUUGGUAGAUAAAUCGGCCCUCAACUACUUUCUAUCCUAAAAGAUCCGAACCAACGGAUAAACCGCUUCCAUGGCCGCAAACAUCUCUUGCUCUCUCCUCCUCUCCCAGUCCCCCGCCACCAUCCCCAUCCAUUCUCUCUACGCAGCCACCAAACCUCCAUUCCUCAUUUCCCGAACCCCCAAAUCCACGAGACCCAUCACCAGAGUCCACGCGUCCUCCAAGCCGUCUCCGCCCUCCGCCGCCGUCGCCAAACCCACCCAAGAAACCGUCUUUUUCGACGGCGGAUCUCACUACGGAGACCUCGUAGCGAACCUUCUUCUGGGUUUCACUGUUCUUUGGCUGCCGCUGUCUCUGGCCGCACUAAUCAGAGCCUUCAAUCUCAGGUACAGAUUCUCGAAUCUGAGGGUCACUGUGAUCUCAGGUCUCACAGGGAAGGGCAGAGUCGACUUUUCCUACAAGGUAAUCAAGGAGGUUCAGGUUGUGCCUAGGUUUAUAGGAGAGUGGGGAGAUAUAGUCAUCACUCUCAAGGAUGGGACUAAGGUUGACUUGAGAAGUGUCCCAAAGUUUAGAGAAAUUGCCAAGUAUUGCCUCUCCAUGACUGACCAGCCAGUCCUUUUGAAGGACACUAACCCUAAAAGGUUUUGAUGGAAAGACAAAAAAAUUUGAUUUUGUUGUGUGGUUCAAUACUUUAGUCACAUUGUGAGGUAUGUAAAAAAAACACUCAUUCCAAAUUCUUGUGAAGAAAAUGAAUUUGUAUCUCUAAU
Molecule: messenger RNA, 905 nt
Organism: Cuscuta campestris
Lineage: Eukaryota; Viridiplantae; Streptophyta; Magnoliopsida; Solanales; Convolvulaceae
Source: the annotation of a GenBank genome assembly